AUGCGUGCAACCGUACUCGGUCUAGCUAGACGGCAGCUCCUACAUCCCCAACCUCGGCACAUCAACCAGUUCCGCCUGCUGUCUUCUACAGCUGUCCGCCGCGAUGUCCCCUCUUGGCCAAACCCUCCUGUCCCUCAAUCGCCCGUGGGGCCUUCAGACAGCCUACAGCCACAAGGAGGAUCUAGCGGAAGCGGAAAGGGGAAGGAGCGCUGGUGGGACGACUGGCUGAAGAGCGCUUCUUUCCAAGCCGCUUUGACUACCAUCGUUGGUCUGGGGAUGGUGUUCGGUUCGGGUAUAGGAUACCUUGAAUGGUACAAGGAUCAUGUUCUCAGGAGGAUCAUGAGGGCGUUCGAACCAGGUUAUGAUCCGGCACUGGAACUGUCCAAAUUGAACGGCCCAAAUUCGAGUCAUGUGAAGCGCAGAGAACAGCCCCUCAUUGAUCGAAUUGUUCGAGGUGAAGAGAAGGGUGGUUACUAUCUGAUCAUCGGCCCCAAAGGCAGUGGUAAAGGAACGAUGGUCCUAGACGCUAUGAGAAAGAUCAACGCCGACGGCGUCUCUUUCUGUGAAUCACAUCCCGACCUUGAAGUGUUCCGCCUGCGGUUCGGAAAAGCUCUCGACUUUGACUUUUACGAAGAUUGGCAAGGGUCCCUCUUCUCUCGAGCAGACCCUCGAAACGGUGGCCCUGCACUGGACAUUGAGAGGGCUCUGAACAAACUCGAGAAGGUCGCGCUGAGGUAUGCGCUGAAGAAUGGCAGGCCUUUGGUUAUGGCUUUCAACAACAUUCAUCUCUUUCCGAACACGGAGGAAGGACACAGCUUGAUCCAUCAGCUUCAACAACGAGCUGAAGCCUGGGCCGAAGGCGGCAUUUUGACCAUGGUCUUUUCGAGCGACGACUACUGGUGCCUCGACGUCAUGAAGAAGAACGCUUCCCGUAUGCGAAUUCUCUCCGUGUACGACCUUUCCGCUACAGAGUCUCUGCGAGCACUGCGCCACCUGCGUCGGCAGGAGAUUACCCACCGGUUGUCCAAAUCGGGCACGGGUGGGGAGGUGCAGUUGGAAAGUGACCAGGAAUUUAGGAGGGUAUAUGAACUCGUAGGUGGAAGGACAAGCUACCUCGCCAGGGUAGCUAGGGCGGAUAACAUGAUCGACGAGGCCGAGGCCAUGAUUGAGAGCGAAAAGCAGUGGCUCUUGUCAAAGAUUGGUCUGAUCCCCGAGCAUGACGAUGAUGUGAUGGACGAGCAAAAGUGGGCGAGUUGCUCUUGGCUCAUCCUCCGCCACCUCGCCCAAGCCGGUCCUGCCCUUACCCCUUACCCACCGGCAUUGCCUUCGAUACCAUCCAAGGACGAUGUCGAGUAUCGCCCCGUCCCCGACAACGACGGCGAACACGUCCGAUCGUCCAGUUCUGUCAACAUCACUCCUCCUGUAGAGAUAUCGAGCGAGGACCUAGUACUACCGAAGGUCACUUUUGAAGAGGCCAGGAGGAUUAUGACGAGGGCAGACUUUUUGGGGGCGCUUGAUCACUACCAUGUGGUCGCGAUUGAUCUUCAACACAAUGUCCGCCCUGAUUCGACCCUCUUGUUGCGUGCGGCGCAACAGGUGGUUGCUGUGGAAGGCUUUGACAAGGAUCUGGACACAACGCGAGACCGUGUCGACCAGAUUGAAGGCUUGCAUCGACAGAACGAGCUGACGGUCAAGGAGCCUUUCCGGGUAAUGUUUGACAAACGAGAUGGGAAGCCGGUAUGGGAAGUCAUCGGUCUUGGGGAGAGCUUUGUGCCAGAGGGAGAUGACGAGGAGGAAGAGCGACAAGUUUGA
This is a messenger RNA of Cryptococcus wingfieldii CBS 7118, 1812 nucleotides long. RefSeq lists its product as hypothetical. The record is from RefSeq and is a predicted model, not a curated record. The transcript has 12 exons. Bases 1 to 1812 code for a protein of 603 amino acids. Lineage: Eukaryota; Fungi; Basidiomycota; Tremellomycetes; Tremellales; Cryptococcaceae.